UCUUUCGCUCAGUCUCUGCCCUCUUCAGCCCAUUCUAGCUUUCUGCUCUCCACCCUGUGGUUGUGUGUGUGGAUUUUUUCGGGGUGAGUGAUGUGUUGUUCGGUGGGUUUUGCCAGGUCUCUGGGCCUGGCUCUGUUGCCUCUGGCCCUUUGUUGUAUUGUGGCAAACCUCAUGCUGCUCUUUCCUAUGGGAGAAAUCACCUACAUCCAGCAGGACCGCCUGGCCAGCUACAUCUGGUACUUUGGUGGACUAGGAGGUGGAGGGCUGAUGAUGCUGGUUCCUGCUGUAGUCUUCAUCACCCUGGGGAAAUGUAGUUGCUGCUGGAAUGAGAGCUUAAUGAUGUGUGGGUCAGUGUUGGCAGCUGUGGUCGGCCUGGUGGGGUCUGCCUACUGCUUCAUUGUAUCGGGGUAUGCACUGUUGCAGGGCCCGCAGUGCUUCACCUCAUUUGGAUGGACAUACCCCUUUGCAAACCAUGGGGGCAGAUAUCUUUUGCAGCCAGAGACGUGGGCACGGUGCCUUCAGCCAGCUAACAUUGUAGAGUGGAACAUCACUCUGCUGUGUGUCUUACUGGGCCUGGCAGUGCUCGAGUUCAUCAUCUGUCUCUUACAGCUGGGAAAUGGUUUAGUCAACGCUGUCUGUCGGCCCUGCUGCUACAAGCAGGAGUACAGUCUUAAUGCUUAGACUCACCUGCACAGACACACUACACAUGGAUGCAGACACAUCAUAACACACACAGACAUACACACAACAGGUAUCUGGACAUACAGUAUAGUAAUGGACACAAGAACAAAAGGAAGUCUCUACACGUAACCUCAUUGCCCCACUGUGUGUGUGUGUGUGUGUGUGUGUGUGUGUGUGUGUGUGUGUGUGUGUGUGUGUGUGUGUGUGUAUGUGUGUGUAUGAGUAUAGCACCACAUCUCCUGUCAGCCAGGUUAGAUUUGUAAUUACUGUAUUUUUAAGGUGAGGAUAUGUCCACAAUAUAGUUGUGUAUGAGUUUUUUAUUCCACAAUUAGGACAUUGUAACUUACUAUAAAAGGAGCCAACAUGUACAGAUAAUAAGAGAAGUUUGGAGCAUUUGGUUUCAAUGAAGUACCAUCUGCACAGGUUUGCUCAUUUUCCUUAUUUUAGUUUGUAUACAACACAACUGUGUUACCAUUUUAAAAGCGUGAACAGAACUACAUUGAUGACGGAGUAAUCAGUAUCAAAUCAGCAGCCUGGUAUUGUUUGAUAAUGUGGAAUUUGCCUUCUUGUCUGUUUUUUCUGAAUGCGCCAUCUUGCCUAAAAUUAAGCACAGUGAAGUGCUCAUUAUGUCUAGUUUUUACACACAACAUGAACCAAGUGUGUGUAUAUGCUCUGUUUUCAUUUUCAGCAUAUUUUGUUGUAAAUUGUUUUCUUAAUGUUUCUCAGAUGCUAGUUCAGUGUAUGUAUAUAUUUUAGUGGCAUAUUUUUAUAAUGAAUGUUUUCUUUGUGCUGCUUUGAAUAAAAAAAAGAACAAUUUGCAUUUUA
This is a messenger RNA of Archocentrus centrarchus (flier cichlid), 1506 nucleotides long. RefSeq names its product transmembrane 4 L six family member 18 (gene tm4sf1). NCBI's taxonomy places the organism in Eukaryota, Metazoa, Chordata, Actinopteri, Cichliformes, Cichlidae. Bases 91 to 681 code for a protein of 196 amino acids. Gene Ontology annotation, cellular component: membrane. The transcript has 4 exons. The record is from RefSeq and is a predicted model, not a curated record.